Erythranthe guttata (spotted monkey flower) is the source of this 1413-nucleotide messenger RNA. RefSeq lists its product as uncharacterized. NCBI's taxonomy places the organism in Eukaryota, Viridiplantae, Streptophyta, Magnoliopsida, Lamiales, Phrymaceae. The record is from RefSeq and is a predicted model, not a curated record.
AAUUGCAUACGUGCAUAUGCAUACAAAUUAAACAAAGUACUAUACAUGUAUUUGUUUCAUCUCAUUUAAUACACGCCAUGUCUUCUCCAUUUCCACACAUUUUUUUCCAGCUCAAAAACCUCUUCGCUCACCAUAUUACACACACACACACUCAUUGUUAGUAUUUAAACAUAUUGUUCAUGUAUUUACACACUAAUAAUAUAUACGCAUUUACAUGCAUAAUAAAUAUAUAUACACUAGUAUAAAUUUAGAGAGAGAGAGAGACUAAGAGAGAGAGAGAGUAGAGAGAGAAAGAACUUGAAGGGGUCUAUCAAAGUGGCCGGAAAAUGGCGACUGGAUGGAUGAAGUCAUUGCAGUGCAAGUCAAAAGCAUUAGACGACGUCGUUCACCACCACCGGAACCCUAAAAACCACCACCACCACCACCACUCGUCCAGCUGCAAAAGCAGCCUCCAGAAUAUCAAAGACGUGGUUGAAACCACCAGGCCGUCCAAACCCAAGAAGCCAAAGCCACAGAAACCUCCCCACGCGCCGCCGUUCAAACGGCCCGUUUCAAGAAAACCCGAACCCGGUUUAAAUCUGCAGCCCGCCAUCGGAACCCGGCCUGCCGGCGCCGACUCGUGCUUCUCGACGCUCACCGAGCUGCCUAAAGGCCACCCGUCGCGUAAUGUGGUGGAGAUAAUAUUCCAAACCAGCUGGGGCGAGAAGAAUUUCUCGGGUCAGGUGGAAAUGGUGUUCAAGGUCCAGAAUUUGACCCGGACUUUGACCCGGUUCGAAGAGUACAGGGAAGAUGUGAAAUACAGGGCGAGUUGCGCCGCCGCCGCCGCAGGCAAGGGCGGUGAGGACCACGUGCGGUGCGCCGCUGACGGGAAUGAGGUCAUGAGGUUCUAUUGCCUCGGCCCCGCCGCCACAACUGGCGGCGCGUGUGAUACCGGCGGAGGCGCGUGGGCAUUCCACGGUGGCAAAAUGGGAGCUGCGUGUACGUUUUCCGGGAGUGGUGUAGCCCACGAGAACGCGGGUGGCGGCAGAGGGCGGAGGACCAUGCUGGUUUGCCGGGUCAUAGCGGGUCGGGUUUGUAAGCAACUCGGUCUUGACUCGUUGCUACAAGGGCGGAUGUGUUAUGACUCAGUGGGUGGGGAGAAAGGAGAACUGUUCGUAUUUGAUACACGUGCGUUAUUACCGUGUUUCCUUAUCAUCUACAAAUUGUAAAAGUACACAUAAGAGUAAGAUUCUGGCAUUUAUCCAUCCAAUUUUCUUCAUUUUAAUUUUUUUUUUCUUUUUUUUUUUUUUGAAUAUUUUGAAGUUUAUUCUCUUGUAGUUUUUUGAGUUGUAAUUAUAGAAAAUUGGGUUGAUAAAUGUUUUCCAAAGAGAAAAGAAGCCUCUCAUUUGUCUAUUCAUUUUCUUAGUUUGUAUU